Triticum dicoccoides is the source of this 774-nucleotide messenger RNA. RefSeq lists its product as uncharacterized. The transcript is spliced from 3 exons. Bases 1 to 729 code for a protein of 242 amino acids. NCBI's taxonomy places the organism in Eukaryota, Viridiplantae, Streptophyta, Magnoliopsida, Poales, Poaceae. The record is from RefSeq and is a predicted model, not a curated record.
AUGGCUGAGGUGAUGGAGGUGGGCGGUGGAGUGUGGAGCGUUGAUGGGACUGGGUGCUGCGGUGAUCUCGCUCCCCUCAUCUCCCACAUCGCCGCCGCCACCCACCCCGACCCCAUCCCUCCCCUCGUCUCCCUCCCAAACCUUGUCGCCGGUGGCCUCUCCCCCUCCUCUCCGCAUCCCUCCCACCUCGUCCCCAUCUCUCUCCCACACGACGUUGACAGACUAGGAGCAAAACCAAAAUCCCCCAAGCCCAACCCACUUCGUCUGCCCUCUUCCUCGAUCCUGUGGCCGCUGCCGCCCCUCAUUCCACUAGCGACGGGCUUCCUCGCCGGUGACCUCGCUGCCCUUCUCCCGCACCGCUGCCGCCCCUACCCUCUCGCCCUUUCCCACCUUCUCCCUCUUCCCUUGGUCGUUACGCGACUUGGAGCAAAAUCCGCGACGUACCACCACCGGCUCGUCGUUAACUGCUCCCGCAGCCCCUCCUCUCCCCCAUCCUGCUUCCUUCGAGCCCGCGCCUCACUCUUCUCUGCUGAUCUGCGCAGGUCUCCUUCGCCUACGGCGAGAGGGACGGGGCGCUGUACGCGCUCGGCAUGGAAGCCUGCGGCGCGGAUGCCGUUGACGACAAGGAGCUCCACCUCGUUCACCACAGGGAUGGCCAGCUCCACAUUAAGGUCCCCCCUCGCCCCUGGUCCGAUCCCCUCUGGUUUUUGUGCGAAUUGGUUGCUGUGAGUUGCCAUGCUCCGAUUGCAUCGAUCCGGCAGCUGUAAUUGAUUU